UUCAUCAUUUCCUCCAAUUUCAAUCCGAGGAAAGAACUUUCGGAGAUAGAUUUUGCUUCAACUGUUUCUCUUCACUCUGCACUGCGAAAUUGGGAGAGUGUGUGGAUGAUGAGGAAUAUCAGCUUUAGUGAUUCCGAGCUUCUUAAAUCUUAGAAAGAAACUUUCAGAGAUUUCCUCCUCAUAAAUCAAGAAUAAGUUUCUUGAUUCUUCACAUUUUAAAGUAGGCAAACGGAUCCUCAAAUUCUCGCGGGUUUUUUACCAAAUCACCAGAGUACGGAUCUGAAAGAAGGUCGGGUGGUGGAUGGUGUCGACCUCUAUCUUGGGAAUAUCGGCCGCGCAUCAAUACGACGUGGUCUGGCAUGAUUCCAGCAGUUACCAAUUGUUUAAUUGGAACUGGGAGUUCGAUUAUCCUGGAAUUCGCAUUGCAUGUGGGAAUUUUCGGUUCUGCUUCUUUGGAUUGACGUUAUCGGCAAUCAAUUGCUGAAAUUAACUAAGCAUUCAGUUCAAGGCAAAAGCUUAACAGAAUCACAGAUUCACUCAAUUAAGGAAUGGCGCUGCUUCCAUCAAAGGGAGUGGUGAUUUCGGUUCCAGCCCUCAUCCUCUCUGUGGCUGCUGCUGCAAUACUCCUAUUCUUCUUGCUUUCUGCCCUCUCAAGCUCCCCUCCUCCUUGCUCUUGUUCCACUCCGUCCAUGGCCAAAAGCAGAGAGCGUAUCUCGACUUCAGCUGAUGACAUAGAAUGGGUUAAGAGUCAGAUUCAAGCUAAUGGAUUGCAUAUGCAGCAGAAUGUGCUACGUAAAGGCAUUAAUCCCCGCACUCGUCAGCAGCAGCUCCAGGAUCUACUUCAGUUCAAAGGCAUAUCACACUAUGAAGGAGAAAGUGCAAACAACCACACUGCUCUUCCUUGCCCUGGUGAACUACUUGUAGAAGAACACCACAGCAAUUAUGGGGAACCUUGGGCUGGAGGACGAGAUGUAUUUGAAUUUCUUGCAGAGUCGGCCCACCUAAAUCCAAGUUCAAAAGUUCUUGAGAUUGGAUGUGGCACACUUCGUGUUGGAUUGCAUUUCAUACGGUACUUGGAUCCUGGGCAUUUCCAUUGCUUAGAGAGAGAUGAGCUUUCUCUAAUGGCUGCACUUCGCUAUGAGCUUCCAUCACAAGGUUUGUUAUUUAAGCGACCUCUGAUUGUUAGAGGUGAAGAUAUGGAUUUCAGUAAGUUUGGAUCUGAUACAAUGUACAAUUUGAUAUACGCGAGCGCCGUUUUCCUUCAUAUGCCUGACAAACUUGUUUGGAUCGGUUUGGAGCGUUUGGCGGGCAGACUGCAACCUGUAGAAGGUCGAAUAUUUGUCUCACACAAUAUCAAGUUCUGUUCUCGUUUGGGAGGCGAAGAAUGCACAAGAAGACUGAAUGAUCUAGGGCUCGAGUAUCGUGGGAAACACACCCAUGACAGUUUACUCUUCAACCACUAUGAGAUAUGGUUUGAGUUUAGGCGGUUUAAGGCUUAAAUUUUUGUAAAGGAAUCAGACGUUUUACCUGUAAUUUGAGGCGAUAAUGAUCAGAUUUUAAACUUUGUAUCAUCUUAAAUUAGGUCCUUAUUCAGAGUUUCUAGUUCUGUACUCGUUAUGUCAUUUUAUCCAAAUUUUGCAUAUUGAUCAUUUGUGUUGAAUAUUCCUCAUAUUGAUGGAUAUUACUUGGCAACAGCGUCA
This is a messenger RNA of Sesamum indicum (sesame), 1700 nucleotides long. Its product is annotated as S-adenosyl-L-methionine-dependent methyltransferases superfamily protein. The record is from RefSeq and is a predicted model, not a curated record. NCBI's taxonomy places the organism in Eukaryota, Viridiplantae, Streptophyta, Magnoliopsida, Lamiales, Pedaliaceae.